Leptinotarsa decemlineata (Colorado potato beetle) is the source of this 3282-nucleotide messenger RNA. It is a transcript of the gene Axn, whose product is annotated as protein axin. Gene Ontology annotation, cellular component: plasma membrane; nucleus; beta-catenin destruction complex. Lineage: Eukaryota; Metazoa; Arthropoda; Insecta; Coleoptera; Chrysomelidae. Gene Ontology annotation, molecular function: ubiquitin protein ligase binding; molecular adaptor activity; protein kinase binding. The record is from RefSeq and is a predicted model, not a curated record. Gene Ontology annotation, biological process: positive regulation of proteasomal ubiquitin-dependent protein catabolic process; positive regulation of protein kinase activity; cell development.
GGCUCAUCAUGAGGUAUCCGACCUUUAGAAAUGCCAAAGCGUGGAUUUUAGUGAGCGAGAAGAAAGGGCUUGAUAGAGGGCCCUCGUCAUCAUGAGCGAAAGAGACAGAAACAGGGCAAUCGGUAAGCAGCAACAACAGCGCUUCAAUGAGGAAAGCUUUGACUACAAGUCUCCAAGACCUCCGGUUCUUGGGGAGGAGAGGAGCCAUUUUUCGUCAGACUGGGGACCGCCACCUUCUCAAAUGGACUGGAACAAUUACAAGUCUUCCCCGCCUCCACCUCGAAAGUAUAGCAGCUAUCAGAAUGAAUCCCCACCAGCCCCCUUUGGAUACGAACCCGAAGGCAGUUGCCAGUCGAAUUCCCAUUCCUCUUCCAGACACGAACGAGUUUCCUGCGACGAUUCCCCACCCCCAGCCUGCGUCAAAUGGGCGCAGUCUCUCCAUUCUCUUCUCCAAGACCCCGAUGGAGUCAAACUCUUCCAACAGUAUUUGGAAUCUGAGGGUCAGCAUCACGCCGACACUCUCGACUUUUGGUUCGCUUGUGAGGGACUCCGCAAGCAGACUGCGAGAGAGAAAAUACAUCAGUUGGUUAAAGUUAUAUAUAAGAAAUUUUUCGUUAAGUCUGCCCUUCCUAUCGGCGAGGAGUUGAGGAAGGAAAUCGGUAAACAAAUUAAGUCGUCUCAGUGCCUUGAGCCCCCCGUAACACUGUUCGAUAAAGCGCAGUCCAUUGUCGAACAUUUAAUUUACGAAACCACAUACCAAAAUUUCCUCAAAUCCGAUCUGUACCUGCAAAAUUUACAAAAUGUUCAAAGUAGUAGCAGUAGUAGUAGCGAAUUUAGUAAUGUAUUAUCAAACUUAAAUGUACCGGAUCCCUUGCCAACACUUCACGAAGAUAUGGAAUUAAUUAUGAACCCACCGGUUCAUCUGAGUCAUACUUCAGGAAAUGGUAGUGUGAGUACUGGCUACCACACUCCUAAUGUUGGUGCGACAGGACCCGUCCGCCUUACUAGGGACUCCUUACUCAUUUCCCAGAAACGUAGGGCUGCCGAAGUGAGGCCUAAAUCUGAAGCAGUCGCCAGUAUGUUCAUGUACCGUUCUGCUGCCGCUGGAGCUCAUGCUGCGUAUAACUCGUACAACCCGAAUUCGAGGCAGGAUAGCGAGUUACAUUCGUUGAGUAGUCAUUCGGAUGCUAGAACAGAAUCAGACAACAUGUCCAUGACGAGCAGCUCUGUUGAUGGCAGAUCACUGGGUAGAACAUCUCGUCGUAAAGCGGUUAUGGAAGCAAGGAAAACCCGCGAGUAUGCAGCUCUUAAUCAGGAAACCAACAUGAACCAAAUUCUAAUUCCAAGAACACAACGCGUCGAUACUAAACAGUGUCAGCCAAUGGACAGGGACACGUUUGCAUCCAUCCUAAUUGAAAAGUUGGAAGCGGUCAAGUUGUCUCAGGAGAAACAAGAAUUGUUGGAGAGAAAAUUGAAAGAGAGCGAUUCGAUGGGCUCUAUGAGCGACAUACAGUCUCGAGAGCUGGCAAAUGCUAUCAGGGAGAAGUUGCAGCUAGAAGACGAUAAUGACCAGGACAUUCUCGAUCAGCAUGUAUCCAGGGUGUUUUCUGAUUUGACGCCGGCAAUGUCUCCGGGACUUUCCAGCCGUAGAUCACAUUCGCCCCCUAGGAAUAGACAUGUUCAGGGUGCAUAUAUGCGACCAAGGCGGAAAGACAAAGAUGGCUUCUCGACUUUCAGUGGUGAUUCUGGUAACGUUCACGACUAUGCUGACGGAUCGGAACAUAAAUUGUCGAUGGUGAAGUCGAAGAGUAUGUCGGAAUACCCAGAUGAGAGAUUUGUCAGAGGAUCUUCUGGCAGAAGAUCUUCCAAAAAGACCCUUACCGAGCUGACGGACAGCGGAGUGUCUGUCGUGUCGGAUACAAUAUCGGCAACUGCACCCAUCAAAGACACUCGCGUGAUCGCUUGGUUAAUGGAGUCCGAUAAAAGCGGCCGAGGUUCAAGUCAUACUCACAGUGAAAUGUCCUUGAAGCACCGAAGCCACAGAACUAGUAGCGUAACUUCUCCCAACGCCAGCAGGAGACGGAAAGGUUUCGGAUCGAGAUCCAGUUCUUUGGAGAGGGGCAGCAGCAGUGGAGCAUUGGGUCCAGCGCAACCAUUCAUCGCAGACCCUAGCAUGCCGCCGUUACCCUCUCCAAACACUGCUAUUCAACUGGAGGAAGCUAGAAGGAGAUUGAUGGAGGAUGAUGUUAGAACCAGGCCUAAACAAAGGUCGUCUAACCGAUAUUAUCCGGAUGUUGCUCAGAGCAGUCAGUCUACUUUGAGAAAAUCGAUGAGGGGUCCACGGACUGCAAUGGCCGGAGCCGAAGAUGUUACGACAGUAGUAUUCAAUUUUUGCGAAGAACAGUUUCCUUACAGAACCAAAAUUCCUGGCACUCAGGUCACUUUAAGACAGUUCAAGGAAUAUCUUCCGAAAAAAGGAAAUUACAGGUACUUUUUCAAGACGGUGUGCGAAGAACUUGGUAAUCAAGUUAUCCAAGAAGAAGUCAUCAAUGAUGCAGAGGUACUUCCUUUAUGGGAAGGAAAAAUAAUGGCUCAGGUGAAGCCAAUCGACUGAGUUAUUACGUUUUUUUGAACGUAAUUUGGAAAUCUUAUACGAAUCUUUUUUUGAAACCUCUUAUUUAAGUAUGUAAAUUUUUUAUUUCAUGCAAAAUAAUUUAUUUUUCUUUGUUGUUGAAUGUUUUGUGUGUUUACUGGCGAAGAGAAAAAUCUUGAGUUUCGAACGGUUAGGCACAAAAAAUGCAACAAGGUGGUAAAUAAAAGUUUGAUUGUUCAUAGAGCACGACUGAUAGUUUGUCUUGUUCGUUAUUUGAUGUAUUUUUCGAGGAAAAAACUAAUUUUGAGAUGCAUUCAUCCUGCCAUUAUGAACUAUUUCGGUUAUUUUAUUGUUAGUCUACCAGUAAAAAGGUCUAUUUAGCCACUAAUGCCUAACAUUGAACAUUUUCAAAUUUGAACUAAUAGGUAUACCUAAGAAAUUUAUUCAGGUGUUUUCAGAAGGAAAGGCUACUUUACGUGUUUGUUCCAUAUUUGGGAACAGAACAAUUAUUAAGGAGUAUCGGGUUAAGUCUUUUGCAGGGUGAAGAAAAUAUUUUUUUGGUAAGCAACUAUGUCUUGAAUCCUACAAUUCAGGAAGACAUUCGAAAAAAUAUAUGUCAAAAAAUAAAUACUUCCCUGUCUAAUACCUCCAAAUAUCUCCUCAGGUAGUAAUAUAUUUCCAUAAAUUUU